Messenger RNA from Dendronephthya gigantea, 947 nucleotides. RefSeq names its product cyclic nucleotide phosphodiesterase inhibitor-like. NCBI's taxonomy places the organism in Eukaryota, Metazoa, Cnidaria, Anthozoa, Malacalcyonacea, Nephtheidae. The transcript has 4 exons. The record is from RefSeq and is a predicted model, not a curated record. The coding region runs from base 181 to 843 and encodes 220 amino acids.
CUUUAUAUAAACCAACAAAAUAUAACAUCGCGCAAUCUUGAUUCUAUUCAUUGUUGUACUAUUUAAGACGUAUAUUAUAUGAGCUCCAAAUAAAGGCUCCUGUAUACGAGCAGUUAUAGUUGAGAUUGUAUAUGAUCAAAUUAGACGCGGUAAAGCUCGAAGACGAGCAUCCCGGAGCCGAUGAGGAAACAACUUUUAGUCGCCUUUGGAAUCUUGUUGACCUUCGCAGCUGUAGGAAACGGUUUGAGCUGUUAUCAGUGCACUGCUUACGAAGAGCAAGAGGCAUGCCAGAGUUCGAAUUGCUCGUCCACAUUCGAUAGAUGUUCCACGACCACAGUUGUCGACCAAGAUGGCACGAAAAGUCAUGAAAGAUCAUGCAACCAUGCUGAUAUUUGCAAUACUGAUAGGGAGUGUCGUAUCGAAAAGGCAGCUAAUCCACAUCUGAAAUCAUGUGAUUUUAAAUGCUGUAGCACCGAUGAUUGCAAUAACCCAAGCGAAAAGGUUUUGAAAUGUAAUGUUUGUGAUAGAUCGAAAAGAGGACAGAAAUGCAAAAGCAUGAGCUGCAAGUACGGACGUGACAGAUGUGGCGCGGGAAACAUUGCCUUCAAAAAUGGUACUGAGUGGUCUGCGAAAUACUGUACCACUGCUUAUAAUUGCAAACGUGAUCAGCGGUUGUGUGAUAAAUUAAUGGCCUCGAAUGAAGUGAAAUCCUGUGACAUUAAAUGCUGCAGUACCGAUAAUUGCAACAGUGGCGCAGAUGGUGUGACCGUUGCAAAAUUCACACUUUCUUUAAUGACAAUGCCAAUGGUGUGUUUAGUUUCCAUGUUUUUUUUGAGGCCUUAAUGUAAUGUGAAUGCAUUCACAUCAGUGCACGCAAUUUCUUAAUGAUAAUCUAUUCGCGUAGUUUACCACUUUAACAUGUUAUCGACUGUAUUAUAAACAAGACC